Messenger RNA from Hyphopichia burtonii NRRL Y-1933, 647 nucleotides. RefSeq lists its product as uncharacterized. Lineage: Eukaryota; Fungi; Ascomycota; Pichiomycetes; Serinales; Debaryomycetaceae. The transcript has a single exon. The record is from RefSeq and is a predicted model, not a curated record. Bases 114 to 512 code for a protein of 132 amino acids.
CGAGUCUACAUCGAGUCUACAUCGAGUCUCGUCGAGUCCACAUCGAGUCUACAUCGAGUCCACACCGAGUCCACACCGAGUCCACACCGAGCACUACUUGUGUUGUUGUCAACAUGGCCGUUCCCACUCGUCGUAUCAAACCAGAACCCUUUUCACAGCAGUUGGACAUGAUUGAAAAACAUCUAAUCGAACUACAAACCCAACCAUUGAAAAAUUAUACUAAAAAUCACAUCCCAAGACGCCAAAGUCAAGUUUCAAAAAACAGAACCUCCAAAUACGUCCCCAUACAAAACCCCCAAGUGGCCCAGUCGUCCUUCGAUCCCUUCCUGUCCCUCAACCAACUUGAUUUAACCGGGGGAAUCCUAAAUGACCUCGAUCAAGACCUCACCAUCACCAACCCCAACCCCACCCGGCCCAACCUCUCAACCCCCGGCUGGUCAAACGGAAUCAAUCAGAACAUCUGGGGCACUAACACUCAAUCUAGAUUCAGUGAUGCCACCGUUUGGGGUUAAUAUCUUUAUUUCGUCUCGUAAUCUCGGAUUACUUUUUCUUCAUUCUACUUACUUUGGGUGGUGUCGGGCUCUCUCUUGUGUGUAAUAGUGUAUCGUUACUAGUUUACUUGUUAAUAUAUUCAACGUAUAGCUCCA